Molecule: messenger RNA, 7520 nt
Organism: Cavia porcellus (domestic guinea pig)
Lineage: Eukaryota; Metazoa; Chordata; Mammalia; Rodentia; Caviidae
Gene: Ablim1
Product: actin binding LIM protein 1
Exons: 25
Coding region: 110-2656 (848 amino acids)
Biological process (GO): cytoskeleton organization; lamellipodium assembly; cilium assembly
Cellular component (GO): stress fiber; actin cytoskeleton
Molecular function (GO): actin filament binding
Source: RefSeq, a predicted model, not a curated record
GUGAAAAAGAGAUGAUAGGAAGCCAGGAGAGCUGAGAGAGGGCUGUCAGGGAACACAGCAUCCCAGGCUCCUGGUGUCCGUUGCUUAUUUCAUUGCUGUCAAUGUCAAGAUGCCCUCCUUCCUUGGUUUAAAAUGUCUGGGGAAAUUGUGCAGCUCUAAGAAAAGCAAAGUCACCUCAUCUGAAAGAACCAGCAGCAGGGGCUCCUACCGAAGGAGACUGACUAUUGAGGAUGUGAGUGUGACUGGGACCCCCUACUCUGCUCAGAGGCAGAGGCGUGCCACCAUCACUCACGUGCUGUAUCUCUAUCCCGAGGUCUGUGGCCCAUCUGAGCAUGUGUUUAACAGCUGCGACCCUCUGGUGGCCCACCCUCAGGACCCUCACCACCCGUCGGAGAAGCCUGUCAUUCACUGCCAUAAAUGUGGGGAGCCAUGCAAGGGCGAAGUGCUUCGGGUGCAAACCAAGCAUUUCCACAUCAAAUGUUUCACCUGCAAAGUGUGUGGCUGUGACCUAGCCCAAGGGGGCUUCUUCAUAAAGAACGGGGAGUAUCUCUGCACCCUGGACUACCAGAGGAUGUACGGGACUCGAUGCCAUGGCUGUGGGGAGUUCGUGGAGGGCGAGGUGGUGACUGCCCUGGGCAAGACCUACCAUCCCAACUGCUUUGCUUGUACCAUCUGCAAGCGCCCGUUUCCACCCGGGGACCGAGUGACAUUCAAUGGGAGAGACUGCCUCUGCCAGCUCUGUGCCCAGCCGAUGUCUUCCAGCCCUAAAGAAGCCACCUGCUCCAGCAACUGUGCUGGCUGCGGAAGAGACAUCAAGAAUGGGCAGGCACUGCUGGCGUUGGACAAGCAGUGGCACUUGGGCUGCUUCAAAUGCAAGUCUUGCGGGAAGGUCCUCACUGGCGAGUACAUCAGCAAGGAUGGUGCCCCAUACUGUGAAAAGGACUACCAGGGGCUCUUUGGAGUGAAGUGUGAAGCCUGUCACCAGUUUAUCACAGGGAAAGUCUUGGAGGCAGGUGACAAACAUUAUCACCCCAGCUGUGCACGAUGCAGCAGAUGCAACCAGAUGUUCACAGAAGGAGAGGAAAUGUAUCUUCAAGGUUCCACCGUUUGGCAUCCCGACUGUAAACAGUCUACUAAGACAGAGGAAAAGCUACGGCCACCAAACAUUCAUCGUUCUCCAUCUGAUUUCUUUUAUCCCAAAAGUCUGAUCCGCCGCAUAGGACGGUCUCCAUCUCUUCAGCCUACCAGGACCUCCUCUGAAAGUAUUUAUUCUAGACCCGGAUCCAGCAUCCCUGGUUCACCAGGGCAUACUAUCUAUGCAAAAGUAGACAAUGAAAUCCUGGAUUACAAGGAUUUAGCAGCCAUUCCCAAGGUCAAGGCAAUCUACGACAUUGAGCGUCCAGACCUUAUUAGCUACGAGCCUUUCUACAGUUCAGGCUACGAUGACAAACAGGAGAGACAGAGCCUUGGAGAGUCUCCAAGGACAUUGUCUCCUACUCCAUCAGCAGAAAGCUACCAGGAUGUUCGGGAUCGGAUGAUCCACCGGUCCACCAGCCAGGGCUCCAUCAACUCCCCUGUGUACAGCCGCCACAGUUACACUCCGACUACGUCACGCUCACCCCAGCAUUUCCACAGACCCGAGCUUUUGUCUCCUGGUGUGCAGAGGUUGUCUCACCUGCGCACCAGCAGCUUCAGCUCCGCCCACGGCGACUCCCGUCCCAACCCCCCCUUCAGACACCACUUCCUCCCCCAUGUGAAAGGCAACGAGCCGUCCAGCGGCCGGAACUCCCCUCUCCCUUACCGGCCCGAAAGCCGCCCUCUAACUCCAACUUACGCUCAGGCCCCUAAACAUUUCCAUGUUCCAGAUCAAGGGAUCAACAUUUACCGAAAACCACCCAUCUACAAACAGCAUGCUGCCUCGGCAGCACAGAGCAAGUCCUCAGAAGACAUCAUCAAGUUUUCCAAGUUCCCAGCAGCCCAGGCGCCAGACCCCAGCGAGAUACCAAAGAUUGAAACAGACCACUGGCCUGGUCCCCCCUCACUGGCCGCCAUAGGAACUGACAUGAGACGCAGAUCUAGUGGCAGAGAGGAAGAUGAGGAGGAACUUCUGAGACGCCGGCAGCUUCAAGAAGAACAACUGAUGAAGCUUAACUCAGGCCUGGGGCAGUUGAUACUGAAGGAAGAGAUGGAGAGGGAAAGCCGGGAAAGAGCUUCCCUGUCAGCCAGUCGCUACGACUCUCCCCUCCACUCAGCUUCACAUGCUCCAUCAUCGAAGACCUCAUCUCUCCCUGGCUAUGGAAGAAAUGGACUGCACCGGCCUGUUUCCACAGACUUUGCUCAGUACAACAGCUACGGGGAUGUCAGCGGGGCACUACGAGAUUACCAGACCCUCCCGGAUGGCCACAUGCCUGCCAUGAGAAUGGACCGAGGAGUGUCUAUGCCCAAUAUGUUGGAACCAAAGAUAUUUCCAUAUGAAAUGCUCAUGGUGACCAACAGAGGGCGCAACAAAAUCCUAAGAGAUGUGGACAGAACCCGACUGGAGCGCCACUUGGCACCAGAAGUGUUUCGGGAAAUCUUCGGGAUGUCCAUACAGGAGUUUGACAAGUUACCUCUUUGGAGACGCAAUGACAUGAAGAAAAAAGCAAAACUCUUCUAAGUCCUCCACAUAAAUGGCAGUUAGGAAAAAAAAAAAAAAGACUGCCAAGGCAGCACUGCCUAGGAUGUGUUAAGGCCCAAACUUGAUUGGAGAAUUUAUAUCUACCAUCCCUCAGCAACAACAAAAAGGGGAAGUCUGGUCACAACACCCUUGAGCCAAAUAUUGGGCCAACCAACAAUAACACUUGCCAAGCAGCAAGGGGGUAGAAAUUUCUGUGUUCCCCAACUUAGCGGUGUGUCCACGUGUGAUCUUUUUACAUGACCUCGUGUGCACAACAGGAGCUUCCUUCUUUCUCCUUCUGUUUUCUUUUAACUGUUGUCCAACAUAGUGCUGACUGUACUCAUAAGAGCCAGCAAGUGCCCUUAGGAUGCUGCUCGGGAAGAAACAGUGUGCUAAUUCCAAAGUAUAACUGUAUUUAUUAUGUAGCACUGUGCUAAGGAGGAGAAGUCCAAGGAGCGUGGCCAUGUGGUAGCAGCGGUUUUCCACGCACCUCUCCUUACCAGCUUCAGACAGCAGUGCCUGUGCUCAGGCAGGCAUGGGAAUCAGGAACCAACCAGGCAGCUCUGACCAGGUGGAUGUGUACUGGGACGAAUCAUUUUUGACAAGCUCUUUAUUCUCUCUCCUGUUUGCUGGGAACAGGUUGGCUAAUUACUUGGCCAUUGGUAGAAUUUUUUAAGAGAAAGGAAAAGAGAUGAAGGAAACCAUCUCUGAGCUCUCUCCUGCUUCAGGUAGUGUGCUGAAUCCUUGCUCCCCACCAAGGACAGGAGCUGGCUUGGACUCCACCUUCAUGAACAGAGGAAAGACAUAAACUGUCUCCAGAUUGGCCUGGCUGCAAGCUGCUGGUGAUUUUUGCCCAUGGCUUCUGUCACUCUUAGAAAAAGAAAUGAUCGUACUGCCACCAACCCAGGCUCUUCUACUCUGUGCCCUGCUCUGUCCAGCAUCCUAUGAAUCAGAUCAAGCCCAUACUGAUUUUCUUCAGUAAUCGGCUGAGGAAAGGCACGUUUUUCUCUUAAAUCUCUGCAACUCCAAAGUAGAUUGCAUCCAACAGAUUUAUUUUGCCCAGCACUGUUAACUUCAUGGAGUGGAGGUGUGUGUUUGUAUGUGUGUCCAUGUGCGUAUAACUCACCCAGGGCAAUUUUGUGAGUCUGCAUGUGCUUUGUAAUUUCUGCUUGGAUGUCACACUGUGAUGCUGCUUCUAAAGGACAUUUUCACAAGUGCAUGUGAAGUCAGGAAUGAGGCUAGACUCUGCCUCCAACAUCUCCUCCUUCAUGGGGAAGGUGUUGAUGCUUGAAAGAUGGCGUGUCCAGGUGCUGAUGUAGCUCCUAGAGGGAUUAGGCUCUUUGAAGCUCAGAGCAUCUCAUCAGAGUCCUCAUCCUUUGCAGCUUCUCAGUUCACAUUGGAGCUCUGGUCUCACUAAAAUGUGCACUUAAGAUCACAUUGUGGGGCCUGGCAUGAGUUGGAUAAGAAGACUCUUCUAAGGUUCAGUCACUUUUGCUUUCAUGCUUUGAGGCUCUGCUUAAGAGUUUAAAGUCUGUUAAAGCUAAAGGAAAAAAGCUUGGAAUUCACCUGCAAAGUCCUCUGAGAAAAAAAUAGCUCAAAGAUCCUUCCCCCUGCACCAAGGACUAGGAUCACCAGCUGUCCACCCGACCUUGUGGUAAAGAGCGAGCUGUAGAGCUUCUGAGGCUGUGUUCAGACCUGUGAUGCCUCUGCCUAUUGGGUUUGAGUGCUGCAGUGGACACUGUAGUUGCUCUAAAUAUUCACCUGUGCACUUACCAAGGGAAUCUAAGUGUGAGAACUGCUCUCUCAAAUCCACGUGUGCUGGAUGUGUUGGACUCACUGACAUAUGCAGUGGGUGACAGGAUGGGCCUGAGCAGGUCAGACUCGCUUCUGCUUGCUCUGAGGGAGCCUGCAGUUUUCCCUGCAGGCCUUAACUGCCUCCCACUUUCCCAUGUUUUCACUGUCCUCUCUCUCUGCACAAAGCCUGUGUGUCCUAGUUCUUCCCUGCCCUGGCAGGGUGUAGAGGUGGGGAGUAUGGUGCAUUCACAAUGUCUUCCCGCCAUUGUCACUGCUGGUGACUGUGGCUUUGUGAGUCCCAGCGCUUGACUGAUGGCGAGAAUCUUUUUUUAUUAUGGAGAUAAAGAACCUGCCAUGUUUUUCUUUGGUUAAUGAGUCAUCACCCAUAAAAUACAGAUCACAUGGCCAGGGUGAGAAAAUGAAGAUACUUGGAGCAAUUAGAUGGUUUAGCUAAAGUUCUUACAGUUCUACAUUAAAAGGACAUGGUUUUGUCAUGGAGUAGGAAAAUUAGACAAAGAAGGAACAGUCCUCUUUUAUUUUACAGACUUAGAAAGAAGGGCUUGCCUAAGGUUACAAUGGUCAUUAAAGAACUGGACUCUAAAUUCUGCUCCCAUUAAAGACACCUUGUUUUUCUUCUAUCUUUUGAAAUCAGUUCUGUACCCCGCUUGAAAUUUUUGAUAAAGCUUCUUUCCAUAUCAAGCAUACUGGUUCCUUUAAUCUGUACCUUGCAAAAAUGCAAUUACUAGAAACGAUCAGUGGUCUCCUAUCUGCAAGCAGAGCAGUGCUGUGCUCUGCUUUGCAGCGGGGCCACUCCUGGGGAAAAGACUGUAGCUGGCAGGAUGGUCGAGGAACCAUCUAGUUCUAACUGCCCAAGCCAGGGGAUGGGUUUCAGUGCCCUCUCCAUUUUAUUAAACUGAGCUCAGCAUGCUUGAUAUUGAAAUCUCUGGUACACAGCACAGAGGAGGAGCCCUACCUGUAUUACACAGGAAAGAGUGAACCGUAACAAGAUCUGAGUCGCUUGUUCACUGUAGGAAAAGAAUUACGUGCAUGGCAGGCUCAGUGCAUAUUUUAAGGGCUACAUUUUCAAGCAUUUGACUUACUUAUGACUUGAAGUGCAUACUAUUUGCAUGAAGUCAAAGGGCCCUCUGUUGACAGUAUGAGGGUUAGUGCUUCCUUUAAAAUGUCUUCAAGGAAGCCCAGGCUAUCAUGUGUUCUUCCUGUGUGAUUUCCUUGGAGACACAAAGUGCAUCUGGAAACCUAUACAGCUAGCUAUGCAUCUCAAUUUUGGUUUGGGGUUUGUUAUGAAAUGUUUUUGAUAUAACUUCUUCAAUAAUUAAACACACACCGCCUGUCCUCUGAAACCUCAAAGAGAAAAACUAAUAUUGACAGAUAAUAGGGUACCAAAAAAAAAAAAAAACCCUGGGAUGGUUUUCUAUCUGUAAUGUCCUCCGUUAUCCCUCAACCCCAGCCCCAACCCUGCAGCCUUCCCUUCUGAGGCCCAGGCUGGAGGGUUUUUCUCUCCCAGCCAUCAGCUUCCUCAUCUUAGUCUAGUAUCUGUUACCCAUGACUCAGAGAAGCGCAGCUGGAGAUGUUUCUAAAACUCUCGCUUGAUUUCUUUGUACUUUGAAGCAAACAUCUUUUUUCUGAGAAUUGCUUCUCAGAUGAUGAUAGUAUAUACAUAUGCUUUUGCAAGUUUAAAAGAAUUCAGAUUAACCAUUUUUUACUAGAGGAGCCUUUCUAAAAAUUAGCGCAAACUUAGCACUGGCAUUCUAGGGUGUGACAGGCAGCAGGCCUAGCUCCAGCUCGGGCACCGGGAACUGUACUCCCCAUCCUCUUUCUGGCCAUCAUGAAUGAGUAGGGGAAGGAAUGAACUCUGUCUCAACAACCCUUCUGUGCCCUGAAGUGAAUUCAGAUUUUUGAUCACUUUGUCUAUAUUUCUGGUAGCUGUUUAACCUUUACUUCUUGUGCCAGCCUAGAUUUUAUUUGAUUUCUAAAAUUAUUUUCUUUUGACAAAGUAUUGGGGUGCCCUAAAGCUUCCUCUUAAUACUUCUUUUUGAAGAAUACUUCAAUGCAAAUAAAGAGAUUAUUCGGGGUUGCAGUGACACCGUCUCACCCUGAGGAUGUAUACUGAGGAACUAUCCAGCUACACUGUGAUAAGAGGAAGAGAAAGCUUUACUUUGGCAUUUUACACAAACCACUGUAUCUUACCAUUUGCUGUUAGAAAGCGGAGAGCUGGUGACAGAUACACUUUGCAUAUGGAUCGUUACAUUUUCAUUUGGGUAGUUUUCGUUUAUGGGAAACUCGGGAAGGUGGUCACUUGAGGUUGAAACUUUCUAAACAGUGAAUGUGUACACAAUAAAAUUAAAGCAAAUCCAACAUUUUCUGAAGCUUAGUGUAAUUGAGUGGCAGUUACCGUGAAAUCAAACUCAUCCCAGAGUGUCUCUCCCAAGAGUGAAGUUUCCAUGAGUAACUUCCAUAGCCUUUCAAAGGAAGAUGGAAAAGACAGCACUGUGUACCCCAACAUGUAGAUAGGGUGCGGGCCCCUGCCUGACCACGUACGCCUAUGUUUCCUUAUCUUGUGGACGAGGAGACAGUUGUCCCAAAACUUCUUGUUCCUUUUGGGCUUUGUGUAUAGACUUGUCCAGUGAUUAAUGCUAGUGGUUUCCACGAGUCACUGAUGACCCUGCAUUGAAGCUCUCAGGAGUUGUUUCAUUUUGAGUUGGGGUUACGGAGCUGUUUCCAGCUGGUGAAAGGCACACCUUCCUGGCCUUCCUAGCUUUGCAGGCCUCCCUCCUUUCCCUCCACUUUCAGACCUAGGAAGGCAAAUGUUUGGAAGAACCCUUUGAGAAGCCUUGUUUCCUGUGAACCGAGUGGGUGGUGUCUGCACCUGAAGGCCUUGCGCUCAUGCACAGCAGAAGGGCGGCCUGCCGGUCUCCAUGUCACUGAGCUGCACAGUUCCCGACCCGCUCCACUCUCCUGUUGCCAGCAGCACUGACCUAAGCACCCCUUAGCCGCUCCAAUCUGCGUCUGCUCACAACCUGGUGAAUAAAACUAUGUGCUUCAUUCGUGA